UGGCACUCUGAGACCUCGUCGUUUCAUCUUCCGUAUGGUGAGAUGUCUAUCACACUGGACGAUGUCUCGUGUUUGUUACAUCUUCCAAUCAGGGGGAGACUCUUCGGUCAUGGGAGGAUUACCAAAGACGAGGCAAUAGAGAUGAUGGUAGAGCAUCUGGAGGCUGAUCUAGAGAAGACAUGGAGGAGGUGGAUAAAACCAAGGGUGCUCAUGCUAGAUUUGAGUUCCUGAGGAAGAUUUAUGUGGUUGAGAUCCAGAGAGCAGAGCAGACUGAUGGUGAUCAUGAGCAGGUGCCAAUCUACAAAUCACAUGUAUUGAGAGCAUACCUUCUUUUUUUUGGUUGGGACUGCUAUUUUUGUGGACAAGAGUGUCACUUAUACUGACGUCGUCUACCUACAGUACUUUGUGGAUCUCGAGCAGAUCCAUGAGUACAACUAAGGAGAGGUUUGCUUGGUCUACUUGUAUUUGAAGUUGAGAGAGGGUUGUAUGUGGAAGACGAAGCAGGUCACUGGCAGCGUGACACUACUGACGACUUUUUUAUUUCAGGCUUGGAUCCUCCAGCACUUCCCGCGCAUCUCUGACUGGGCGAGUGUGCCUGAGUAUAUUGAGGAUAUGCCGCGUGCAACUGCUUUUAUCUCGCUCAGAAGGAACCAGACGAUCGAGCCUUUCAGAGUCUAUCUUGAUCGUUUGAUUGUUGAGGACAUAUACUUCAACAACUAUGUUGAUCACCGUCAAACACAGCCAUUUGACGAGAUAGUGUUAUACUCUAGAUGGUUGGCCUGCGGAUCGUGUCUCGCUGCUCCUCAUCUGUUCGAGUGUGUCAUGCGGCAAUUUGGCUAUGUUCAGAUCAUUCCCAGACACUCUACUGUCUUUCCUCCUCCUGCCUUGACACGUAGGCAGAUAGAGGAGAUGUUUCAUGAUUACGAGAGUCAUAUGGUAUCGGAUGAGGCACGUACCAUAACUGAGAGCGACUGGAGCUUUGUAGACAGGUACAUCAGAUGGUUCUUAAGGAUGUCACAUUCGUAUAUGGUGCAUGUUACUCUAGAAGAUCCGCCGAGACCAUCUCAUCAGGAGAUACUAGAGGAGGAGCAGGCUUAGCUAAAUCAUACUAAUGAUGUCUUGUCUAGGUGUCGUCGCAUAAUAGAAAUUGUGCGGGCAGACAUUGACGAGGGUAUCUUCCCUGAGGGGUCUGAUGUCAGGCGGGUCCUAGAUACCAUCAUGACAGAGGCACAUGGGACAUUGUUGUAUCAGAGACAUCGUUGGAGGAUAGGGGGGAUUGAUGGUCGAAGAGGCAGAGGAGGUAGAAGAGAGUUUGUCAGACACACACAGUAGUAGUCUGUUAUUAUUUUGUUGUAGAAUUAUGGUUUGUACUUUAUUUUGACUGUCUUACUACAUUAUCGAUCUCGGUUAUACGACAUUUUCGAUAUAUAUUGCUAUUUUAUUUUUGUA
Lathyrus oleraceus (garden pea) is the source of this 1449-nucleotide messenger RNA. RefSeq lists its product as uncharacterized. Lineage: Eukaryota; Viridiplantae; Streptophyta; Magnoliopsida; Fabales; Fabaceae. The transcript has 2 exons. The coding region runs from base 487 to 1098 and encodes 203 amino acids. The record is from RefSeq and is a predicted model, not a curated record.